AUGGAGAAUAAUCAUAUUCUAUCAUUAAGAUCAUUUAUCCUAGAUUUUGAUAAUCAAAAAGAAAUAGGUAAUGGUAGUUUUGGAACAGUAUGGAGAGCAAGAAGUAGAAAAAAUUUUAAAUAUUAUGCUAUUAAACAACAAAUAUAUGAGCAUGGACAAAAUUUAGAAAGAGAAGUUAAUAAUUUAAAAAUGUUAAAUCAUCCUUGUGUUAUAAAAUAUUAUGAUGAUUGGAUAGAAAAAAGAUACCCAAAAAGUUAUUUAUAUAUUCAAAUGGAAUUAAUGGAUUUUUCAUUAGAUAAUUUAUUAAAAGAUCCCAAAUUUUUAGAAAGUCCUUUUAACAAAAUUGGUAAAAGUUUUAUUUUAUUUCAGUUAGCAGCUGGAUUAGCUUAUAUUCAUAGUAAAAAAAUAAUACAUAGAGAUAUUAAACCAGCAAAUAUUCUUGGAUAUCAAUAUAAAGAAUUAUGGAAAGUCAAAAUAACAGAUUUUGGUUUAUCUACAGUACAUGAAAGAUUUGGAAGAUUAUCAAUGAUGCAUACAAUGGGAAAUGGUACACCAUUAUAUUGCGCUCCAGAAGUUGAUAUGUCAACAAGAUAUAACGAAAAAAGUGACAUUUUUUCUAUGGGUAUAGUAUUUUAUGAAGUUUUACGAGAUCUGAGAAAUAGUUUUAGUAUUUUUGACUUUCGUCUUUUUAUUAUUAGGCAAAUAAAAAUGCCAAAACAUUGGUUAGAAGAGUAUCCAGUUGAAAAAGAGAUUAUCUUAAGAAUGGUUCAGUAUGAACCAAAAAGAAGACCUCCAAUUUCAAAGAUUUAUCCUGAUAUGUUAAUUUGCAUGAAACAGGAAAUUGAAAAUAGUCCUGACUUAUAUCCUAAAAUUAAAGAUAUUUUUAAAUAA
Messenger RNA from Strongyloides ratti, 891 nucleotides. Its product is annotated as Interferon-induced, double-stranded RNA-activated protein kinase. The coding region runs from base 1 to 891 and encodes 296 amino acids. Gene Ontology annotation, molecular function: protein kinase activity; ATP binding. The transcript has 2 exons. Gene Ontology annotation, biological process: protein phosphorylation. The record is from RefSeq and is a predicted model, not a curated record. NCBI's taxonomy places the organism in Eukaryota, Metazoa, Nematoda, Chromadorea, Rhabditida, Strongyloididae.